Messenger RNA from Juglans microcarpa x Juglans regia, 804 nucleotides. Its product is annotated as monothiol glutaredoxin-S2. The coding region runs from base 280 to 591 and encodes 103 amino acids. The record is from RefSeq and is a predicted model, not a curated record. NCBI's taxonomy places the organism in Eukaryota, Viridiplantae, Streptophyta, Magnoliopsida, Fagales, Juglandaceae. The transcript has a single exon.
GGGGCUCAAGUCUCCCACAGCAAAAACCUCAGGUACUGCCUUCGCAUUCCUCACAAAAUUACCUACACGCCUUAAUCGCUCCCUCUCCUAAUUAUUCUGUUCUUUCUUCAUUCUCCAAACCCUUCACUCUAAUUUGGCAUUGCAUGCACUUACGUACCCUAAUCUAGGUUGGUUGGGUCGAAAGCACUGUAUCAGAAGUGUCAAUAUCUUUUUAUACAUAUAUAUAUAUAUAUAUAUAUAUAUAUAUCUUAGAGCUAGCUGCCUUCUGCAAUAUCGGCAAUGGAGAGAGUCUCAAACAUGACAUCAGAGAGGCCCGUGGUGAUCUUCAGCAGGAGCUCCUGCUGCAUGUGCCACACCAUCAAGACUCUCUUCAUCACUGAGUUUGGGGUGAACGCCGCAGUCCACGAGGUGGAUGAGAUUCCGAGAGGGAGGGAGAUCGAGCAAGCUCUUCUCAGGCUUGGGUGUAACCCGAGCGUGCCGGCGGUGUUCAUCGGCGGUGAACUGGUGGGUGGAACCAACGAGGUGAUGAGCCUCCAUCUCAGGCGCUCCUUAAAACCAAUGCUCCAACGCGCUGGAGCAAUCUGGGUUUAAUCCAUGAACCACUAACCUAAUUAGCAUCAGGCGCGCCUAAAUAAAUGAUUUGAGUUAAUAUAUAUGUGUGUGUGUGUUAAACUAUAUAUAGAGCUGAUCACUGCAGUACUCUUGCUGAGUCUAUAUAUAUACUACGUGUAUUUUAGCUUUUUUGUAAGGUGCAUGUACGUACCGUUUCGCUUUUGCUAAUAAAAGUUGCAAUUUUGCAUCAAA